AUGCUUCGUCCAGACAACAUUGGUUUGAAUUUGGAUAUUCACCCUGAUGCGUUGGCCAUGAAUCAAGCAAGUAGAGCGGGAAAGACGCCCGAGGAAAGCCGUAUUUUAAAAGCAGCGGAUUGUAAAUUGCCCAUGUUUACAAGAUACCGUGAAAGUACCUGCAACGAGAACUUUUUUUUCGUGCAAGUCGUUGCGCCGAAAUUUGGCCUUUCCGCACACCCGGAAGAAAGUUGCGAGGUAGAAAAACAGACCAUGGAUAAAAUAGUCCACUGUUUGAACAACAUGAAACCCAAACCAAGAUUUUUGGUUGUUCAUGGAAAUUUCACCAACGCUGAGCCAAACGACAAAGAAUUUUUCCCGCAGCUAGAGUUAUUCAAGUCUUCGUUCGAUAAUCUAAGCGCGGAAAUACCCGUUGUAUGUGUUUGCGGUCGCUCGGACUGCGGAGAUCCACCGACUUUAAGCUACGUUGAAUCAUAUCGUAAAACGUUCGGCGAUGAUUGGUUUGCUUUCUGGGUCGAAGGAGUACAGUUCUUGGUGCUAAACACGGCGUAUUUCAAAGAUCCAAGUGGAAACACAGAAAGUUUAAGGAUAGAACAACGAGAAUGGCUGGAGUCGAAAUUAUUAGAAGCUCAGGUUAAUCCGCCGCGACAAAUAAUUCUUCUUCAAUCUACUCCGUGGUUCUGUAAAUCUAUAGAUGAACCUUACCAUGAUAAUAACCUUGAUGCAUGUGUCCGUCAAGAAGUUGCCCCUAAACUUACCGAAGCUGAAGUAAAAUAUGUAUUCACAGGUCACGUAAAUGGUGUAGGAAAAGACCAAGGAUUAGAAAUAAUUCAAACGAGUUCUUUAGGAAAGGAAAAACUAGGUUUUCGUGUUGUUAAAGUAAAUCCUGAAGGCGUUUUGCAUAAAUUUUUUGAGUUGGACAACUCCCCUAUCGAUCUUAAUUCACAAUUGUAA
Porites evermanni is the source of this 954-nucleotide messenger RNA. NCBI's taxonomy places the organism in Eukaryota, Metazoa, Cnidaria, Anthozoa, Scleractinia, Poritidae. The record is from the annotation of a GenBank genome assembly.